Yarrowia lipolytica CLIB122 is the source of this 978-nucleotide messenger RNA. RefSeq lists its product as uncharacterized. Lineage: Eukaryota; Fungi; Ascomycota; Dipodascomycetes; Dipodascales. The record is from RefSeq and is a predicted model, not a curated record. Gene Ontology annotation, cellular component: endoplasmic reticulum membrane. Gene Ontology annotation, biological process: fatty acid elongation, monounsaturated fatty acid; very long-chain fatty acid biosynthetic process; fatty acid elongation, saturated fatty acid. Gene Ontology annotation, molecular function: fatty acid elongase activity.
AUGAGCGCCGUCCCUAUUGAAUUCAACGUCCCCUCCGUGGACCGACCCUUUGGUAUCUACCUCUGGGCCAUCUUUGACCAGGCCUGGGAGAAGCUUUUCGGCUGGCCCGCGUCCUCUUUCAUUUUCGUGCGAAAUGACCCCAACAUCCCCUUUUCCUCUACCCCUCCCGUGAUCAUUGCCAUCAUUGUGUACUACAUUGUCAUCUUUGGCGGCCGAGAGGUGAUGCGAAACCUGUCUCCCAUCCGACUCAACUGGCUCUUCCAGAUCCACAACAUCUUCCUCACCCUUCUGUCCGGUAUGCUCCUCCUCCUCCUCGUUGAGCAGCUCUUCCCCAUCAUUGUCCGACAGGGUAUCCUCUACGCCAUCUGCGACUACGGAUCUUGGACUCAGCCCAUUGUCUUCUGCUACUACCUCAACUACCUGACCAAGUACUUUGAGCUGAUCGACACCGUUUUCCUUGUGCUGCGAAAGAAGAAGCUGACUUUCCUCCACACCUACCACCAUGGUGCCACUGCUCUUCUGUGCUACACCCAGCUCAUUGGUAAGACCUCGGUCUCUUGGGUCCCCAUCACCCUUAACCUGUUUGUCCACGUUGUCAUGUACUUCUACUACUUCCUGGCUGCGCGAGGUAUCCGAGUGUGGUGGAAGGAGUGGGUCACCCGGCUCCAGAUCAUCCAGUUCGUUAUCGAUCUUGGAUUUGUCUACUUUGCCUCUUACACCUACUUCACCUCUACCUACUGGCCCUGGAUGCCCAACAUGGGCUCUUGUGCCGGCGAGGAGUUUGCUGCUAUUUACGGCUGUGGUCUGCUGACCUCUUACCUCUUCCUCUUCAUCGCCUUCUACAUCAACUCUUACCGAAAGCCCUCUUCCAAGGGACCUUCCAAGCCUGUUGUUGCUGUCGAUGGCCCUGUUGGCGGCGUCAACGCCCAGACUGGUGCUUCUCGAGGCCAGACCACUACCCGAUCUCGACGAGCAUAA